UUCCAUGGGAUAUAAUAAGGCAAUUGCGCGGGUAAUGAUUUUUCCUUUAACCCGAACUUUAGCAAUUCUUAUUAACCCGUCUUUACUUUUAAUUAAUUCAACAAUUUUACCCAAGUUCCAGGCUUGUUUUGGCACCUGUUUAUUUUGUAUCAACACUAUUUCACCAAUUUCGGGCAAAUAAUUUUUCUUGUACAACUUCUGAUUAUGUUUAUCUGCCCUUUCCUUUAGCUUAUUUAAAUACUCUUUUUCCCAUUUUUGCCAAAAAUGAUUUAACAUUUGAUUUGAAUUUUCCCAUUCUUUAAUUAAUAUUUCUCUUUGGGUUUCCUUUUCUAAAAAUUCUUUUUCAUCGAAAAUUUCUAACUCUAUAUUUUCUUCAUUACGUGAUGGUAAAAUAAGGUCAAUUGGACGCAAUACAGUAUAGGCGUCGUCAAAGUUUUCGUAUACAUAAGUUAGUGGUCUUUUAUUCAUAAUUGUUUUUAUUUCUGAAAGUAUUGUUCUUAACUCCUCAUAGUUUAACAUUUUUCUGCCUAUAGCAGCCUUUAAAGAAUUUUUCAUAAUUUUUACCAUGGCCUCAUAUAAGCCGCCAAACCAUGGGCUGAGGCUUGGGAUAAACUGCCAAUGUAUUUUUUCUUUUUCUGUUUUUUGUUCAAUUUCUUGUAUUACUUUACAUGUUAAUUUAUAUUGCGUGCCGUUAUCGCUUAUAAAAUAUUUUGGUUUGCCGUAUUCCGAUAUAAAUCUUCUCAUGGCUUGUAUACAAGAUUUAGCUGAUAGACUCGGUACCAAUUCCAAAUGCGUGAAUCGUGUGGCCAUACAAGAAAAUAUUUCAAUCCAGACUUUUACAAUUUCACCACCACUAUUUUUUACUUCAAAGGGACCGGCAUAG
Molecule: messenger RNA, 883 nt
Organism: Meloidogyne enterolobii
Lineage: Eukaryota; Metazoa; Nematoda; Chromadorea; Rhabditida; Meloidogynidae
Source: the annotation of a GenBank genome assembly